AUGUUUUGUGCAAUCAGCGGCCGGCCACUGAAAUACGCCGUUUUUUCGCCGAAAUCCAAGUGUGUCUUCGAAAAAUCUCUGAUAGAAAGCUAUGUCCAAGAAAAUGGAAUCGAUCCAAUUAAUAAGGAAGCCUUGAGUGUCGAAGAACUUAUAGAAAUAGCCCAAACUUCGGAGCAGUAUGCAAUGUCGAACUCAUUGAAUUCUUCCACUUUAAAGGUAAAUUAUAGUAUUCCUAAUCUACUGUCAUCCCUACAAGAUGAGUGGGAUGCUAUCGUGCUGGAAAAUUUUCAGCUGAGGCAGCAGCUCGAAGCAAGCAAGAAGGAAUUAUCAACGGCUUUAUACCGAUGUGAUGCUGCUAUGAACGUUGCUACGCGAGCAUCCCUUGAGGCUGAAAAUCUGAAACAAGAGCUGAGCAUCUUGACCCAGAACUUGGCGCCGGCUCAAGCGAUCAAGGCAGAUUCUAAUAAUGAAGAAGCCACGGAUAAGCUAGCUUCAAGCCUAAUGCAAGAAAUAAUUAGAAACUCGCAAGAGUUUGCUAAAGCCAGUCGUAAAGUCAAAUUUCAACCUCUUCCGUAUCUUCAUUAUACCGCUGACACUGAAGUGAUCGCAAAUAUUUCACCGAACGGCAAAAUUGAAUCUGCUUUUGUGAACGGAAAUAUCGCUAACGGCAAACUCGUUGCAUUCCACAGCGCCGAGGGUUCCUGUAAUAUAAUCUCUUCUUCAACACUUGAGACGGGAUCAUUGAAAUCGCUUCUAAAGCAAAAUGAAUACCUCAACUUUGCUGCUCCCUUGAGUGCUACACAGGUACUGUUCGGAACAAAGUCAGGCAAGCACGGAGUCUAUGAUUUAGUAGAUCAACAAGAAGUUUUUACCGUACUGCAGAAUGAUGACGAUAGUGAAGUCGUUAUGGUUUCCUGGAUAAAGGAGAUAAGUGAGCGAGCAUACGUUGUAGUUAAUUCUAAUGGUCUGGUGUCCUUAGCAGAUACUGUAGACCAUAGAGUGGUAGAUUUGAAAGCCACCAACUUUCGCACAACAUUCGCGCAUUUACACAAGGACGGGCUCUUACUUCUUCAGGGCAAUGAUAAGAAUCUAAUCGUUCAAGAUUUGACAGACGUCGCUAAAGCACCAAUAGAGUAUGCUCAUGACGUUGAGGUCGAGGGACCAAUAUUAUCAGCUAAGUUUGCUUCUAAUGGCUAUUGGCUGGUACUAGCUACCGCUAGCUUGCUGAAAAUAUUUGAUCUCAGAAAAAAGCCCAACACGCUGGCAACAGAAACUUUGGUGUUCACCGACAAAAGUUUAGUGGCAUGGGAUCUUGAUCCUAGUAUGAAAGUCCUGUAUUUGGUGUUCAAGGAUCUUGAAAACACUGACCAAUGUACUCUCUGCUGUUAUGAAUAUAACAAACCAUCAAAAAAAUGGGCUCUGAAAAAGUCAAUUACAGAGUUUUUCAAUGAUGUAAGCAACUUGGCGUACAUAUGGGACUCGACUGCGGGUUAUAUCAAAGCUGUAACGAGUACCGCGUUGGUGGGUGCCAAACUCGAUUAG
Lachancea nothofagi CBS 11611 is the source of this 1542-nucleotide messenger RNA. NCBI's taxonomy places the organism in Eukaryota, Fungi, Ascomycota, Saccharomycetes, Saccharomycetales, Saccharomycetaceae. The record is from the annotation of a GenBank genome assembly.